CUAUGAAAUUGCAAAGCUGGCUCGUCGAUUCUGAACGAGCCAUUUCGCGAUGCGUUGGUCUUGGGCUGCGGCAGAACUUUGUGUAUUCCAGCCUUCACAUUCUCAUCAAGACCUGCACUUGCGGCGAUUAAAAAGUGUUCUUGCAAUUUGCAAUGCAUUCAUAGUUUGUGGCAAUUGGGCUCGAGAGACCUUUGGGUAUUUCGGUAUUCCAUUCUCUCUCCUUUCGAUCGCCACCUCCUUGUUGUGUUCAUAAAAUCAGCCUUGGUGCAUCCUGCUACCCUUUAUCUUCUUGUUAUUAACAUCAGAAGCCCAAGAUGACAGUCGCAGCGAUUCAAGCUCCCAUGGUGUCGCUCGCUUCCACAGCUUGCAACAAUGAGCCUCUCUUCUCCCUGUUCUCGGGAGACUCCAGCGAAGUGUCCAUCACCAUCUCUAACAGUGCUGCAUCCUUUGACUGGUCUGACUUUCCCGUCGUCUACCAGUACAACGAAGACAUGCCAGUCCCAUCUGGAGGUUGCACCGAGUCUCCACAGCUCUACUACUCUUCCCCGCAGUGCUCUACCACCAAGAAGAACAUCUGCUCCAAGUUAUCUCCCAUGACAACAGCACCUACAAUGCCGUGGGAACUCGAAAGGGAAUUGGACGACACCAACUCUCUCUCCAUGUCUUCGGAUGAUGAGACUGUUGCCACCGACUCCCAAGUUGAAGACUCCUCUGCGAACCGACGCGCCGACAGAGAGUCUGUGAUCAAGUUUUCUCCCUUUGUGGAGAUUCGAUCGCACGCUGUUGUUUUGGGAGAUCAUCCCUGUUGCAACAGCCUUGCUUUGGAGCUCGCGUGGGAACACCAAGAGGUUCAAGUCCUUGACUUUGAUCUCUACGAGAGCAGCCGUCAAAGCCAAAGACGGAAACUUAGGUCUCUUCGCUUAUCCUACUGGGAACGGCGAAUGUUGUUGGAGCGGUCCACUGGACUCUCGGAACAUGAACUUUUGUUGCAAGAACAGCGAGCUUGGGGAGAGCAGCUGGACAGAGAAGCAGCCAACAGGGACAAGGCUCCUUCCAUGCCUUGCAGCUCUUCCAUUUUGAAAAAGGUCUCUUCGACCAAGACUUUGUCGUCCAUGGACAUUUAGUAAAGCACACGGGCUCAAGGAUACGACGCUACCCUCAUUCGUACAGCCUGAUGUGUUAGUUUUCUGAACAAUACCAUUUCCUUGCUAAGGCACGCGCUACAAUCAUCACACUUCCCUGUACCAAGGUACUAGAUUUUUGAACAACUUUUACUCUACACUAAAACACUGCUAAUUUAUAGGCAUUUUCAACAUUGUU
This is a messenger RNA of Seminavis robusta, 1320 nucleotides long. The record is from the annotation of a GenBank genome assembly. Lineage: Eukaryota; Bacillariophyta; Bacillariophyceae; Naviculales; Naviculaceae.